Messenger RNA from Nothobranchius furzeri (turquoise killifish), 2958 nucleotides. Its product is annotated as N-acetyl-D-glucosamine kinase. Lineage: Eukaryota; Metazoa; Chordata; Actinopteri; Cyprinodontiformes; Nothobranchiidae. Gene Ontology annotation, molecular function: N-acetylglucosamine kinase activity. The record is from RefSeq and is a predicted model, not a curated record.
CUCUCGCCGCUGUCCUGCUUUAUAUACUGAGCGAAGGAGCUGCGAGUGCGCGAGACAUAGGGCAGGUUCAGACAGAAAAUCUCGCGAGAUUUUUGCGGAAUUUGAUGACUAAUCAGGGUGGCUGCUUCUGGGAAAUGUAGUUUUAAAGCGGAAAGCCUGACAUUAAAGUUUACCAGGCUUUUUAAUGCAGCGUGCUCUGCAUUAUUAUUGGUUCAGUUAGUUUAACGCUAAAGAAUACGAUUUCACUGCCAGGAGGAGUAUUUGAUAAUUUGAUAUUGAGUUAUAUAGAAAUAAUUAAUGCUUUUAAAUGUGAGAAUAUUUUGUUAAAUUGAUAAAAUAUGAAUCUUUAAUUGGAUAAUACAGUAUAGAUUUGUUUAGGGUAUUUCUAUUUUAAAUAUCAUUAUUAUUAUUAUUAUUAUUAUUAUUAUUUUCUCCAAGCCUUUUUACUAAUAAAAAUGUUAUUAUCCAAUUAUCCACCGAGUAGAAUGAAAUGCUUUAAGCGCUUGAGCAGUUCUUCGCCCAACAGAAAAGGACAAUCCUCAAUGUCAGACACAAACACUGGGUGUCUCGCAGACAUGCCACCCACCGAAACUCCAAGGAAAGCUACAGACGACAAGGCCAUUGGAUCUGGAGUUAAAGGAUUGAGAUCCACGGCGCAGGGUCUGAGCGUUAAGACACGACCCUGUUCAGCUGCACGCAGCCAAGCAGACACUCUCCCAGAGAGAACGGGACAUGAUGGUGAGGUCCGAACCAGAGUCCAGGAUAGCCCCACAGCCAAGCGAUCCCACAAGGUUCACUGGGAUGUGAGGUUUCUCCUUGGGAGCUUUACGGAUGAUAUCACUGCAGAAAAACUUUAGUGGAGGUUUGUCUGGUAAGUAAGGAUUACCUGACCUGCUAACAGGUGCAUUGGAUGCUCGAGGUUUAGAGCUAACGGAAGCAACCUCACCAAACCUCACAGUUGCCACAGGACACACCGUUGGGGCAUGUUUCAGUUUUGGAGGACUCGUCGUUGCGACUGAGUCAUGUGCAGGUUCAACAGGUGCAGGAGGAUGUGCACUCUGUUCUGCAGAAGAGAGGAGAAGAACUCUGUUAGUCUUUGAUGGGUCUUCAUCCAAGACAUGAAGGGCAUAUUUUAACGCUUCGCGCAUGGUCGCAGGAGGCCUGCUACCGGACUCAGCUCUUGACCUUGAAGCAGCAGGGCUGUGGUCAGCAUGGUCGCAGCACGGCACAGUGGUUACCACAGUGAUCUUAAUCAUAUCUCUUCUUCAGCUUUCUGGAUCGCUCGUUUGGCCGUGAAGACGGUGUUUGACGCUCAAGACAACCUGGUGGCGCCUCCUUAUGACAUCACAUGGGUUAGAGAAGCCAUGGAGGAGAACUUCCAGGUGUUGGAUCUGAUGGGAAUGCUUCCACACCUCUGCAGGAACUUCCAGAAGUCCCACUUUGCUGGCUUCUGUAAGAAGCUGGCUGAAGGUGCGGAGGCUGGGGAUGCUCUCUGCCAGCAUGUGUUCGCUCAGGCUGGCAGAGUUCUGGCUAAACAUGUAGAGUCAGUUUUACCUGCAGCUCAACCGGCGUUAUUAAGGUGUGAGCGCGGCCUGCCAGUCCUGUGUGUGGGCUCCGUGUGGAAGAGCUGGUCUCUCCUGAAGCCGGGGUUCACAGAGGUUCUGGAAAAAGCCGCAUCAUCAGACAAGUUGAAGGACCGUUUCCAUGGCUACAGCCUCCUGACUUUACAGCAGUCCUCUGCUUUGGGCGGAGCUAGCCUUGGGGUUCAGAGUUUAGGUUCCUCCAUCCGUAUGGAUUACUCCACCAACGCUGAUGUCUUCUAUCAGCACACCUUCAACAGCGGAUAGUGACUAAAGCACCAGGCCACUUUAGAAUUACUGGAGCUCAUAACUCUUUCAAUCAUGAAUGAUUUUGCACGUGAUUUGAUCCAAGGUUUCUUUUUAAAGAUUGUUUUAUCUUGGCAGCUUCUUUAACAAGAACUGGUGGGACCUGAAGUUUAUUGUUCAAACUUUUAUGUGAUGUUUUGGCCGUGAAAAUCCUUGGUUUUCACCAGAAUUGGCAAACAUAAUACAUGAACGAAAUAGAGCUUGGAACAAGGCAAGAACAACAGAGUUGACUACUGACUGGUCUGUUUUCAGGCAGCUGAGAAAAAAAUGUACUUCCCUGAUCAAAAAGGCAAAAUCUGAAUAUUUUCUAUCAGUCACCACAGAAAAUCUUAAAGAUCCUCAGAGAUUCUGGAAAGUGAUCAAGUCUUUUGCUGUGGAAAAGAUCUCUCAGGCUCUUCCUACUUUUGUUCUUAGAGAUUCAGUUCCAAUUUAUAACAGACUCGAAAUCUUAAAUUGUUUUAACGAACAUUUUCUUUCGGUGGGUUCCCUGUUUAAUUUUGUCGGAACCCCUUUGAUAAAAUCUGGUAUAAUACCCCAAAAUUUUUCUGGAGCUCCUUUUAACUUUAAACCUUUUACAGUGCAUGAAGUUCACAAAGCUUUAAAAAACAUAGAUCACAGAAAGCCACCUGGACCUGAUUUUAUAGAACCUUAUUUUUUAAAGAUGGCAGCGGAUUAUGUGGCAGAGCCACUUUCAAUUCUUUUUAAUCUUUCAAUUAACUCCAAAGAAAUUCCAUCACAGUGGAAGUCAGCAUAUGUUUUACCAUUAUUAAAAGGAAGAGAUCCAGCAGUUUUGACAAAUUAUAGGCCAAUAUCAAAUUUAAGUGUGCUUUCCAAGAUAAUGGAGUCACUUGUCAGUGUUCAGCUAAAAGAGUUUUUGUCUAUAAAUGACAUCCUCUCGAAAUGUCAAUCGGGUUUUAGAAAAGGGUACAGCACUACUACAGCUGUUAUGAAGGUGGUAAAUGAUAUUAUAGUAGCACUUGAUAGGAAACAGUUUUGUGCCUCACUGUUCAUAGACCUGUCUAAAGCUUUUGAUACCGUUGACCAUGCUAUUUUAAUAAACAGAUUACUAAGC